AUGCAGAUGUUGGUUUUGAAGGUCGUCUGUGCCACUCUGCUGCUUCUUGCAGUGGUGCCCUCUGUAUACUCACAGUCAGAUUGUUCCCAAGCCGAGUCAUGUGACCUAUGUGUUGGAGACUCCAUGCUCAACUUGACAGGCUGCGUCUGGAGGCUUUGUCCAGGUGGUAACGAUACAGGCAUGUGUAUGUAUGAUGAGGGCAACGUGGAAGACAGUGCGAUGAACUGUAGCUGGACCAGAGUGUCUGAACUGUGUGCAGUUGUAGAGAAUGUUGCAGAAGGAGGAAGUGAAGGUGACUCAGGCAACCCAAAAUCAACCUCUGAGUUCUCCCAGGCCAAGUUUGACAUGUCCAGCUUCAUCGGAGGCAUCAUACUUGUGCUGUGCCUGCAAGCUGGCGGCUUUUUGGCCAUGCGCUUCCUCAAAUCCAAAGAGCAGAGCAACUAUGACCCCAUUAAAGAUCCCAGCAUGCAGCAAGAAUGGAGCGCAGAUGGAGGCCUUUGGGGGAGCAGCGGGAUGGCUGGUUGGACGCACCAGUUGCUGUCUGAGCCAGAACCUGAAGGCUUGAAUAGGCCCACACAAAAAGGUUUCCCAACUGGGCAGACUAUGGCUGUCAUCCAAGUCUGUUGA
This is a messenger RNA of Scomber scombrus (Atlantic mackerel), 627 nucleotides long. It is a transcript of the gene cd164l2, whose product is annotated as CD164 sialomucin-like 2. The transcript is spliced from 6 exons. The record is from RefSeq and is a predicted model, not a curated record. Lineage: Eukaryota; Metazoa; Chordata; Actinopteri; Scombriformes; Scombridae. Bases 1 to 627 code for a protein of 208 amino acids. Gene Ontology annotation, cellular component: cytoplasmic vesicle.